AUGUCUACAACGAAACCAAUCAAAUACCCAUGGUGGUACGGUGGUGCAGGUGGUGUCUUUGCCACCUUAAUGACCCAUCCAUUAGAUCUAGCAAAAGUCAGACUUCAAGCAGCUCCCAUGCCCAAACCGACACUACGUAAAAUGUUAACCACAAUUCUUAAAAAUGAAAACGUCAUGGGAUUAUAUUCUGGUCUUAGUGCCGCCAUAUUACGACAAUGUACUUAUACUACUGUUAGAUUUGGUGCUUAUGAUCUUAUGAAGGAAAAUAUCGUGCCCGUGAAUCAAUUAAAUAAUAUGUUAUAUCUGUUGCCUUGUUCAAUGAUUAGUGGUGCCGUUGGUGGACUUGCUGGGAAUUUCGCUGAUGUGGUCAAUAUUAGAAUGCAAAAUGAUUCCGCUUUGGAUAAUCAUCUAAGGAGAAAUUAUAAGAAUGCCAUUGAUGGUGUUUAUAAGAUUUAUAAGAAUGAAGGUGGGUUUAAGACAUUGUUGACUGGUUGGAAACCAAAUAUGGUUAGAGGUGUACUAAUGACUGCAAGUCAAGUGGUCACUUAUGAUGUGUUUAAGAAUUAUUUGACUACUAAAUUGGGGUUCGAUCCGAAGAAGAAUUCAACUCAUUUAUCAGCUUCUUUGUUAGCUGGGUUAGUUGCGACAACUAUUUGUUCUCCAGCUGAUGUUAUUAAGACUAGAAUUAUGAAUGGGCAUGGUACUUCAAAUGAGUCUGCUAUUAAGAUUUUGACUACAGCUAUACGUAAAGAAGGUCCAGGUUUCAUGUUUAGAGGUUGGUUACCAAGUUUUACAAGAUUGGGUCCUUUCACUAUGUUGAUUUUCUUUGCUAUUGAACAAUUAAAGAAACAUAGAAUUGGUAUGCCAAGGGAAGAAAUCAAUAAACCAUUAUGA
Naumovozyma dairenensis CBS 421 is the source of this 894-nucleotide messenger RNA. RefSeq names its product Dic1p (gene DIC1). The coding region runs from base 1 to 894 and encodes 297 amino acids. The transcript has a single exon. NCBI's taxonomy places the organism in Eukaryota, Fungi, Ascomycota, Saccharomycetes, Saccharomycetales, Saccharomycetaceae. Gene Ontology annotation, biological process: phosphate ion transmembrane transport; oxaloacetate transport; succinate transmembrane transport. Gene Ontology annotation, molecular function: malate transmembrane transporter activity; oxaloacetate transmembrane transporter activity; antiporter activity. The record is from RefSeq and is a predicted model, not a curated record.